Fomitopsis serialis is the source of this 1764-nucleotide messenger RNA. Its product is annotated as MFS general substrate transporter. Lineage: Eukaryota; Fungi; Basidiomycota; Agaricomycetes; Polyporales; Fomitopsidaceae. Gene Ontology annotation, cellular component: membrane. The record is from RefSeq and is a predicted model, not a curated record. Gene Ontology annotation, molecular function: transmembrane transporter activity. Gene Ontology annotation, biological process: transmembrane transport. Bases 127 to 1620 code for a protein of 497 amino acids. The transcript has 26 exons.
AGGUUCAGGUCUUGCACGCCAUUCAGUACACGAAUGAGCUUUCGUCUUCAGCCGCCAAUCAUGCGGGCUUGGUUCGUCCCUGUCCUCACUUAGGCUUGUCUCCUGCAUACGCGUACGCGGUUCACCAUGAGCAAGACAGGCCCGCGUCCCUUGAGCAGCUACGUGUGGGAUACUUGGAACAAACCUCCGUUGGAGAGGAAGUUCCUUGCGAAGCUGGACUCAUGCCUUUUGAUCUACGCGGCGCUGUCCUACUUUAGCAAGUAUUUGGAUCAACAGAACGUGACUAAUGCCUACGUCUCUGGGAUGCAAGAGGACCUCGGCCUCCACGGAAAUCAGUUGAACUACAUCACGACUGCUUGGACGUGCGGAUAUGUGAUUGGUCAAAUCCCUGCGAACAUGUUAAUCACGAGAGUACGACCAUCAAUAUGGAUUCCACUCACGGAGGUAGUUUGGAGCGGUUUGACUAUGUGCCUUGCGUCGGCGAAGAGUUUUGGCGCUCUUGUUACUAUCCGUUUCUUCGUCGGCCUCGCCGAGUCUUCCUUCUAUCCAGCAAUGCAAUACGUCACUGGCAGUUGGUACAAGCCUGACGAACUAGGCAAAAGAGCGUGCAUAUUUCAUACGGCAAGCGCCUUCGGUCCCAUGAUAAGUGGCUUUUUACAAGCUGCAGCGUACGACGGCCUCAACGGAACAUACGGUCUUGCGGGGUGGAGAUGGCUCUUCAUCAUCGACGGGAUCAUUACAGUUCCUAUCGCCCUCCUAGGUUUCCUCAUCAUGCCAGAUCUGCCCUCCAACACAAGGCCAAACUACUUGUACAGUCAGGACGAGAUCGACCUGGCGAAUCGCCGUAUGGCGGAGAUUGGACGGAAGCCUCCCGGGAAAUUCACCAAGAAGAAGGUGUUCAAGUUCUUCACGACGUGGCACCUGUACCUCCUCACGCUCCUAUACGUUCUGUUCAACAAUGGUGGAAAUCCCGCGGGUUCGAUGAUCUUUUGGCUGAAGAGCUUCAACACACCCGAGAAGACUGUGUACACGGUUGCGCAGAUCAAUACGUACCCGCUACCAAUCUAUGCCGUACAGAUAUUGACAACGCUGACUUAUGCAUGGUGGUCGGAUGCCGUGCAGGCGCGUUGGCCCCCUAUGAUCCUCGCAGCAACCUGGAAUAUGGUGGUUUGCAUCGUCUUGGCUGCUACGCCUGUGUACACACACAUAACUCGGCGCUGGGUAUUCUACUAUAUGACAUCGGUCACCGGAGGACUGUCCGGAUUGAUCCUGUCAUGGGCAAACGAGCUCACAGGAGAAGACAGCGAGAAACGUGCGUUUGUCGUCGCAUGUUGCAAUACGUUUGCAUACGUCGUGCAAACGUGGUUUCCCACGGUCCUCUUUCCUCAAGUGGAGCAACCCCGUGUAUUCAAAGGGAACGUGGCGACGGCCUGUAUGAUGGUCGCCCUGAUUUGCACAGCACUCACCGUGCUUGCCUUGUCGCGUCGCGAUGCGCGGAGGAAAGCUCGCGAGGUUCAGCUUGAACAACCCACGAGUGAUCGUGCGUCCUCCGAUGAUCUCAAAGUCGGCAAAGAUGACGCCAUUGCAUCGAGUGUAGUAGUUGAGGAACUCAGAGGCUGAGAAUCAUCGUUGGUAGCACCGUAACGUCUCGUACACGUGGGGCAUCGCACCGAGCCAAAGGGUUUCAAGAAGAAUGAAUAAAUACUUUCGGCAUUGAUUUUGAAGCGGUGACAGACCCCACACCCGUACCGUACAGGAAUGCGC